GGAAGUUCAACAUGUGAAACAGACAGAGACUCAACAGAGAGCAGUCCUCACAGACAGGGUUGUGCACUUGAGUCAUCAUCCCUGUGUACCAGUUUUGAUAUCAAUGCAGCCAACAUCGGUGAUUGGCUAUUUAAAGUAACACGUCGUCUUGCCUGAGAGAUGACUCCUCCUCCUCCUCCUCCUCCUGUCCCGAAGCCUCGAGCUCGUUACAUGAGAGACAGUCUGAGCUACGCCUCCUCUUUGGAUGGAGAUUUGACUGAUGAAAAUCCAGCUUUUUCUAAUGAUGUUAACCUGAGCACAGAUGAAAAUGGUCAUCUUCCUCCUUCCGCUGGUUCGGAUCGUGGUGUCAUCAUCCCGACUCUGGCUGGUGUUGCUGACAUCAUUGCUACCAACAUUCCAUCAUUGGCUGUAGUUGCUGCCGCCAUCGGAGGCUCCGCCCCCUCCGCCCCCCCUGCCCCCCACUCCAUAGACAGCCUGGCUAACAGCAUCACCACCCACGUGCCUAGCUUAGCAGGCUUUGCUAGCGCUGUGGCUAACCCAGCUGCUGCUACAUUAAACCCCACCUCCUCCACCACACCUGUACCUGCUGCUAACACAGAUGCUUCUAACUUCGACAGCAUCGUUAGCUCAUUAGCUAACAUACCCAGUUUAGGAGGGAUUGUUAGCGGUGUGGCUUACCCUGCUAUUAGCAACAACUCGUCAGCCCCGCCCCCCUCUGCUGGUAAACCCCCCCCCCCCCUGCUGCCAAGGAUCGGAGUUUCCGGAGACCCUCACACCGAUGUCGGGGCGCUGUCACAGCUGGUGAUGUCAACUUUAGACCAGACUGCCGGAGUCACAUUAUCUCUAGUAGAGGGAGCUGCAAAGCCCACAGAUGAAGUUUUAACUCCGUCUCCUCACACCAUCGGAGGCGAAAACCCUUAUGUCACAGUGUUGGCUUGUUGGGAAGCUGAGGAAGCUGACUCUGAGUCAUCCAAUGAGGAGGAAAAUACAGGAGUUAGCCCUGCCCCCUCUGGAGCUGAUGGACCAAUGGAAGGAGAUCCUGCUUUCGUCUCGACUACAAAUACUAACAAUAUUCCAACCAGUCCUCCAGGUCGUAUCAUGCCCACUAGACCAGCCCCGCCCCCUCCUUGUCCUCCUGGCCAUUCAGAAAAGCCAGGAAAACCUGUGAAGCAGAAGAUCCCGAGAGUCGCCACUAUUCGAGUGUCGAGGAAGAAGAGGGGCAGCGGGAGUUCAGCUCCACAGAGCGCCGUGGUCCGAUCCAGCUGGCUGGAUGUCUGGAAGGGCUUCAGACAUAAUGUUUUAUGGGCGACAUUGGACGGACAGCUGAUGUCUCUUUGGAAAAAACGCACAGACCGAUUCAGUGAGGUGUUGUUUCAUGUCUCCAGUAUCACCAAUGUGAAGAAACAAGACAAAAGAAGAUUCUCUAUUUACUUCAGGAAGAAACAUUAUGACUUCAUGGCUCAUAGUGAUGAGGUUCAGGAUGGUUGGGUCACAUCUCUGCUGGCUUCCCGAGGCCAGCCAAGCCCCACCCCUGCUGAACUGCACGGACAAAUCACCAUCAAGGACCCACGGAGCCGUGCCUACGCUGCCAUCUGGGGUCACAACCUCUGGAUUUACCCCAACAGAGAGGGCUAUCAGCUGGGUAUCGCCUCCUUCUCUGUCCCCCUGAACGUGGCCACUGUCAAAUCUACAGGAAAACACUCGUUUACCCUCAUCACUCCAUACAAGAACUUUAACCUAUCUGUAGAUUCAGCAAAGGAUCUGUCCAUCUGGAUGGACAGUCUUUCCUCAUCUAUCCGCAGCGCUCUGUCCUGCAGCCAGGUGACAAUGCGUCUCUGGGAAAACCCCACCAACAAGGUGUGUGGUGACUGCGGCUCGGCAAAUCCUGACUGGGCCUCAGUCAACCUACUACUGGUCAUCUGUCAGGCCUGUGCAGGUCAGCAUCGAGCUCUUGGCAGCAACCUGUCGAAGGUACGCAGUCUUAAGAUGGACAGCAAGGUCUGGACUGAGCCACUCAUACAGCUGUUUGUUACCUACGGUAACUGGCUGGCAAAUCAGGUGUGGGCUGCAGCAGUGCCAGCGGCAGAGCAGCUGCUUCCUGAGUCAUCUAAUGAGGAAAGGUCAAAGUUCAUCCAGGAUAAAUACAGCAAAGGGCGCUACAGACGAGCCCACUCUCUGACGUCCUCUCCCUCUCUGAUGAUCCAGAGGCUACGUGAGGUGGUCUGUAGUGACAGCAUAGAAGAAACGAUGUCUCUGAUCUGCUCAGGAGCAAAGGUGUGUCAGGUAGACCCUCAGAGUCCCUCCCCCAUCCUUCUGGCUGAGAGGGCAGGUCAGGCUCUGCAGACUGAGCUGCUCCGACUCAACGAGUAUACAGAGUGCCCAACUCAUCAGCCUCAGUCAGCCAAUAGGAGACCUGACUCUGCCCCCUCCGGUGAAGAAGAGGAGGAGCUUCAUGGUAAAUUGGAGGAAGAUCGUUUUCUCUUUUCAUUAGAAAAUGAUUCAGCAGCGUGUGAUGUCCUCGACCUGCGAGAAGUUCGCUCUGUCUUCCUCAAAGAUGGACCGGCUCAUCAGUUUGAGAUGGUGACAUUGAGUGAUCAGCUGAUCUGUGCUGCUGAUGAUAAGGACAGUCUGCUUACUCACCUGGUUCAUAUACUGAAGGUGAUUCUUCCAGGAGGCGUGUCUUAUGCAGAGGUGGGCCAGGCUUCUGCAGUCAGUAAAGUAUGUGUGGUAGAAGUGGGCAGAGCCUCAAGUCAAUCUGAUGCCUGGUUGUUACUGUGGGAGGAUGGGGUUAGUGUUCACCCCGUCCACAGAUACUCACAACAGGCUCUGAGUAUGGAACUUAGCACGAUCAUUCACUACGAAAUGGUGCCAUCUGAAAACAUCAUCACUAUGGUAACCGGAGACAGGAGUGUGUCUUUGCGUUUCAAGGAGCAGCGCAGUUGUCAUUCCUGGUUCAACCACCUGCAGAGAGCUUUGACCAAUCAGAGCUUAGCUCCAAGCUUCCAUCCUGCAGCCAAUCAGAGCUCAGCUCGUCAGUCAGUGUACCCGGUGAUGGAUUUGGGAUCAAGAGGUUUGGUACCACCUGGCAUCGAACGCUGCAUCUCCCACAUCACAGCCCACGGUUUGAAGGUGGAGGGCGUGUACCGCCGUUGUGGCCUCGCUGCCAAAGUGAACCAAUUGGUGGAGGCUCUCAUGACAUCACCAAGCUCUGCUCCCCUGGAGAGUGAUGAGCAGGGUGUAUUAGAUGCUGGCUCUGCCCUCAAACAGUAUGUCCGCCGGAAGCAGAGUUUAAUACCCAACACAGAGCCUUGGCUGCAGGCCGCAGUGAUUUCAGAUGAACGCUCCAGGUUUAAAGCAUACCGACGGCUACUACAGCAACUUCCUGACAACAACCGAGCUACACUGAGUGCUCUGUUUGGACACUUCUACAUGGUCCAGGUGUUUUCUAAGGUGAACAAGAUGUCAGCUCAGAAUCUGGCUCUGGUUCUGGUCCCAUCUCUCUUUCAGACUCUGAACCAGGAUCUGCUCAGACUCACCAGAGAGUUCAUCAUCCACCACACACUACUGUUUCUGACAACAGAGGGACAGGAGAAAGAGGAGGAGGAUGAACACAUCACUGUCUUAUGAUGUUGAAGAGGAAGGAUUUUUUCUGUGAUCUGAACUCAGAUCACGAAAUCAAACACUUUUUAUCACACAUUUACAAUCUUUUAUUUGACCUUCAAUUGUUUUGGCGGGGAUGUAAGAUCAACGUUUUACUCAUGAUCAAACUGUUUUAUACAUGUGUAAUUGCAACGUUUGGUUUCAAAAUGGAAUAUUACUUCACUGAAACUGAAAUUGAUUUUUUUCUAACAAAUCAGUCCACAAUUUAUCUCUCUCUCCUUGGUGUUUGUUUCUUUCUGGUUCAAAUUGUAAUUACAAAGAAUAAAUAUAAGUUUUAAUCAUGCUCCUGCACUGACGGUGCUGUGAAUAUUUUGGUGCAGUGUCUUUACUGUAUUUUGAAAAAACCUUAUAUCUGUGUGGGUGGUCAGUUUAAAUAGAUUGUUAUAUCCCUUAAGGAUGUAGACAUUGUUCCCACUUAUAGUAAUCUUUAUAAAAAAGGUUAUAAUCCACAGCUGCAGGUUAAUUUGCAUAAGCCUAUAUAUUUGGGACAACACCCUGAUAUUGUUGGAGAAUCAGAAUUAGAGAAUCAGAAUUGGAGAAUCGGACUUGACUGGACCCUUGCAGGCUUUUUAAUUUGACCUCAAUGAUUCUCUCUCUGCAAAAUAUGUAUACCUGAUUUUUAUAA
Messenger RNA from Xiphias gladius (swordfish), 4285 nucleotides. RefSeq names its product arf-GAP with Rho-GAP domain, ANK repeat and PH domain-containing protein 1. The coding region runs from base 160 to 3627 and encodes 1155 amino acids. NCBI's taxonomy places the organism in Eukaryota, Metazoa, Chordata, Actinopteri, Istiophoriformes, Xiphiidae. The record is from RefSeq and is a predicted model, not a curated record. Gene Ontology annotation, molecular function: GTPase activator activity. Gene Ontology annotation, biological process: signal transduction. The transcript has 27 exons.